Molecule: messenger RNA, 2639 nt
Organism: Neomonachus schauinslandi (Hawaiian monk seal)
Lineage: Eukaryota; Metazoa; Chordata; Mammalia; Carnivora; Phocidae
Gene: RBFA
Product: ribosome binding factor A
Exons: 7
Coding region: 23-1039 (338 amino acids)
Biological process (GO): rRNA processing
Source: RefSeq, a predicted model, not a curated record
CCCCGGUGCUCUUGCAGCUGCCAUGUGGGUGGUAACUCUCCGACCGUGGGGGCUUCUCGAGGGGCUCCCGGCGUUACUCCGUGGUCGCCACGCGGCUCUCCUUCCGGGUGGUGCGCGAGGCCUGAAUGGCUCGCCGGUCUCUUGCGGCAAGAACCUACUCAAGAAAUUUGCUUCGAAAACCAAAAAGAAGUUUUGGUAUGAAGGUCCUUCCUUGGGCUCUCACUUGAUUUACAAGCCAUCCCAGUUGGAAUUCCUAAUGAAGAGCACCUCAAAGAAGACCACGAGGGACGACCAUGUGCGCCUGAGGGCACUGAACGGCCUCCUCUACAAAGCGCUGAUGGAUUUGCUGUGCACCGCUGAAGUGAGCCAAGAGAUCUGUGACCUGAAUGUGCAGCUCUCCAAGGUCUCUCUGACUCCAGACUUCUCCGCCUGCCGCGUGUACUGGAAGACCACGGUCUCCGCUGAACACAACGCGCACACAGAGGCCGUCCUGCAGAGGAGUGCUGCCCACAUGAGGCACCUUUUGAUGUCCCAGCAGACCCUGCGGAAUGUGCCGCCCAUAGUAUUCAUUCGGGACAGAGGAAACGCAGCUCUGGCUGAGGUUGAUCGGUUACUGGCCAUUGCCGAUUUUGGACCCCCAGAUGAAAAAGAAGACUGUGUGCAAGACGACGUCAGGGGCCCCGGGGCCCUGGAUGCUCCUGAGCCGCAAGGCACCCCGGCCUCUGCCACGUGCUCAAGUCUGUGUGGGAUCGACCACGAGGCGCUCAACAAACAGAUCUUGGAGUACAAGAGGAGGAAAGGGCAAGGGCGUAGGACCGUGAGUCCCGAGGAGGCGCGGCUGACAGCUGAUCUGGCAACGCAAACGAGAGAGGGAAAGGUGGCACCCUGUGCAGAUAGUGACCUCUCCCCCAGGAACCACCUGUUGGGGGCGGCGAGCAGCAACCCCGGCCCUGACCUGGGUGGCACCUGGGGUGCGGAUAGCAGCCCGAGCUGCAGAGCAGGGGGCAGCGAGCGGCGCAGGCAGGAAGGGGGGAGGUGACCGAGGGGCGGGGAGGGGGUGGGUCCUGGGCUCCAGGCGUGCGGUGCAGCCCAAGGACACCGGUGGACGUGGAACUUGGGCUGAGAACGGAGGUGGUCGUGGGAAGCAUGUGAAAGCCUUUCGCUUGAUGGCAGCAGUCGGUCCUCCUGACUCGGGCACUUGCACACCCUUCUCGGACGUGGACAGCCAUGUGCCACACGGGCUCCUGGUUAGGAAGGCAGAGCGUCUUCGUCUUGUUUGCGCGGGUUUCAGCUCACGCCUGAAGCGCCAUCCUUACGGUCUACUAAACAAUGGCCCCAAGUCCAGUUUUCCCCAGGGCAAGAAGCUAUGGGAAGCUAUGGUGCCUGUCAGAAGUAAAAUAAACCCUUAAUCAAGUCUGACCUAGAGAAACAUGCUUCUGGGUGUGGGGUACCUCCCUUUCCCAAGCACUGUCACCGUCCUGAUGAUGAAAAUGGUACCACAGAGCUUACACGAUCAGACACGCGUGAGACGGAGCGAGGAAGUUGGUGGCUUGGCUUUUUGGGGGCGCAUGACUUGUGCUUUUGUAAACAGUCUCAGGAAGGAAGCAUUGCCGUCACCCCAGCCGUGCGGGCACGCCCCCUGUGCACUUUGUGUGCAGGCAGGUGGCACCGUGAAGUGCUGCCUUUGCCAGCAAAGUGGCCCCCGUUGAAGGGACACAUCACAGGUCAGAAGCGCUGGGUGCGUUGGUGUCUGCGUGGCAUUUGCGUGAUCCCACCUGUCCCGGAAGGCACAGGUAGCCGUGGGCAUGGAGCGUUUCACUUGGGAGUGCACUUGCUGACGAAGCGCCUCUUCUGACCAGAGAAGAAACGUCCAGAGGAAGGCUGCACCUGUCUGAGAAUACGUGUGGUUGGUUCUAAUCAGGUGUGGUAGGUGACAGACCUUGAGACGGCUGCCCGGAAAGGAGCAUUUGCUCUUCAGUGUUCCCGGGAGGCAGAGACAUGCCUCGCUGCACAGGGCCACUCAGGGAAGCACCAGGCUCGGUCAGGAGGCAGAGAAGGUGUGGCUUCUGCAGGAAUGAAUGGGCUGGGUAGUGUAAUUUCAGUAGGCUCUGGGCUGUGGGGGUGCUGGCCCUGGGGGACACGGAGCAGAGGAAGUGCUCGCUGGUGUGUAAGAACCAGGUAAAGGAGGCAGUUGGAGUGUGGGUUCUGGGUUUGCUCGUAAAAGGUGAGCUCACAGGGCAACUAUUUGCUGUCUUUAGGAGUUAGCCCUGGGAGGGGUAGCCUCUCCCAGGCCAACAAGGCCCCCAAGAUGUUAAAACAUCGUAAACACAGAACAUAAGAAACAUGACUAAUACGGGACCCUGUAGCGCCAAGCAGCCUGCUUCCUGACGGCCACGUCUGCGUCCACACCGCAGGAGGUGCCCAGACCCCAAAUGCAGAGCAGCAGGGACAAGGCUCCUGGAUUGUGAGGCCGUGAACUGUGUCGCACAAACUGUGCCCAUCACUGUGUCACAGGACUGGGGACUGGGGGGGGAGGCCGGGGUGCUGGCUCUUCUUUCUCUUCCCGCUUGUGCUUGGGGCUCCGUUUGUUGAAAGUCAAUAAAUGGCCGGAACAAGGUGUGUUUCCAGACCUGGGAAGC